AUGUCUUAUUACAACACCCGGCAGAUGCCCGGGUUCUAUGGCGAUCUCUCCACAGCCGGCGCCGGCGGCAUGCCCAUGCCGGGAUACGACCCGUAUGCGGUCAGCGCUGUUCCCCCACUCCAGAUGCCGCAGCCCGGCCCCGCGAUGGGUGGGCCUGUGGGCGGGCCUUUGCCGACACAACACCGGGCAUCAUCCGGGGCGUGGAACCAGGAGGACGACCGGACAUUGUUGGCGCUGCGGGCGAUGGGCAAGAACUGGAACCAGAUCCAAAGGGAAGCCUUCCAGGGCAAGACCGGCAACGCGUGCCGGAAGAGGCACGAGCGGUUGAUGGAACGCCGCGGACAAAACGACUUUGACAACCGGAAGCUGGAGCGUCUGUGCAAGGAAUACAUGAGCAUGCGCAAGGAGAUCUGGCAACCGCUUGCCUCGCGGUGCGGUGAGAAGUGGAACGUCGUUGAGAUGCAGUGCAUGUCCAACGGCCUCAAAAACAUCCAGUCCCACGCCCGCGCCUACGCGCGCCGCGAGCGCCUCGAAUCCGGGCAACCCCUCACCGCCUACGACGACGACGGCGGCCUCGGCUGCCUGACACCCGUGGACGACGUCGACGUCGCCGACCAGUCCUACAGCUCCCCAGAGACGGGCGGCUCCACCACGGGCGCGCACUCCACCCCCGGCGGCAGCUCCGGGUCGGGCGGGUCGGGCGGCUUCGCCACCAUGCACCCGCACCAGCACCAGCACCACCCGCAAGCCGCCGCGGCGGCCGCCGCCAGCUACCAGAGCUACGCCGGGUACGGGCAGCAGCAGCAGCACCACCACCACCAGCAGGCGCACCACGGGCACGGGUACAGCAACAGCGUGUCCAGCACGGGCACGGCGGGCGGGUACGGCGCCCCGCCGCAGCAGGUCGGCGGCGGCGCGUCCGGGUCGGGCAGCCAGGGCACCAGCCCCUACAUGGGGCAUGGCGGGCGGCUGCCCAGUGUUGGGGAUAUGGGCAUCGAUGCCAUUAUUAAUCGGGGGCAGGGCAGCUAA
Chaetomium fimeti is the source of this 1029-nucleotide messenger RNA. RefSeq lists its product as uncharacterized. The transcript is spliced from 2 exons. NCBI's taxonomy places the organism in Eukaryota, Fungi, Ascomycota, Sordariomycetes, Sordariales, Chaetomiaceae. The coding region runs from base 1 to 1029 and encodes 342 amino acids. The record is from RefSeq and is a predicted model, not a curated record.